GUAUAAUUUCUGAUACAAAUGGAAAAUACAGUGCCAUUUAGGAAACAAAAAAUAAAAAAGGGUCAAAUUGUAAAUUAUUUGAAAGAGCUGUGUGAAACAAAUGAAAGUAUUGCGCCUUUUUGGAAAGGAAAGAUUAUGGAACUCGAAAGGGUAAAAUCGUAAACAAUUAGUGUUACAGUGAUUACGUGAGAAAUAUGCACCACCGACAUCUGAAUCGGACUCAUCAAAACGUGGUCGUUUUACUGUAGUUUCUCCGCGUUUGGUACAUCACCACUUGUAUGUAGCUGUGUUCUAAUUGGGAUUCUUCGUUUCUUUCGCUGACAGUGUUUUCUUACACACUAAUCACCAUUGUUGCUGCACUCCCGACUCCGAUUCAGCAUUUUGUUCUUCCGAAACGAUGGCUCGUCGAUCUGGAGAUUGCAUGAGAUGUCUGGUGAUUUUCGCGGUUGUAUCAGCUUUAGUUGUGUGUGGACCUGCUCUUUAUUGGAAAUUCAACAAGGGUUUCGUUGGAUCCACUCGUACCAACUCGCUUUGUCCUCCUUGCGUUUGUGAUUGUCCUCCUCCUUUGUCUCUUCUCCAGAUAGCUCCUGGGCUUGCAAAUCUCUCUAUUACAGAUUGUGGAAGCGACGAUCCAGAGCUCAAACAAGAGAUGGAGAAGCAAUUUGUGGACCUUCUGACUGAGGAGCUGAAGCUGCAAGAAGCAGUUGCAGAUGAGCAUAGCCGUCAUAUGAAUGUUACCCUUGCAGAAGCUAAAAGGGUUGCAUCUCAGUAUCAAAAGGAGGCUGAGAAGUGCAAUGCCGCCACUGAGAUUUGUGAAUCAGCUAGAGAGAGAGCCGAAGCUUUGUUGAUCAAGGAGAGGAAGAUCACUUCUUUGUGGGAGAAGAGAGCUCGGCAAUCAGGUUGGGAAGGUGAGUAAACUGAUUGCACUUCUCAGUCUACCUUGAAGAGUUUCUCUCUGAGAAAUCGAAUUUUCGCAACUCUACUCAAGUAAAGGAAAUUGUUUAAUUGUCAAGGCAAAGUCCUAUCUUCCACGUUUCUCUAUAUAUGUAGUUUUUGUUUUGUUUUGCCCUUGGAUCAGAAUGUAGCUAAAGAAAGGCUUGGCCUUGUAUUAACUUUUCUUCAUAUAUAAUUGUCCAUUUCUCUACCAUGAA
Messenger RNA from Arabidopsis lyrata subsp. lyrata, 1151 nucleotides. RefSeq lists its product as uncharacterized. The transcript is spliced from 3 exons. The coding region runs from base 398 to 916 and encodes 172 amino acids. Lineage: Eukaryota; Viridiplantae; Streptophyta; Magnoliopsida; Brassicales; Brassicaceae. The record is from RefSeq and is a predicted model, not a curated record.